CGGAGGCAGAGCCGGUGUCCUUCUGAUGAUUCAGCGUAUGGUUCCGGGGAUGGCGAGGACGAUGUCAACAUCCAAUUUGCCCAGUACCGUCGAGCAGAUGGCAGUACCCGCAUAAUGAAGCAUACUGGAAUUUGUGCAUCAGAUGCCAGUGGCCACUCCAACGCCGCUGGAGACCUUCCAAAGCCUUGCGCAUACUGGUCUGAUGGAGUGGAUGGCGAUACUCGUGCGACAACGAUAGCGAAAGCGAGCGCGAACGUUCGGUUCAAGAACUAUACGCCGGAGCAUAUGGCGUCUCGGGGCGAGCCACGUCAAAAGCCGGAGUAAGUCUCUUUCGUGUCACUCGAUGUGAUGUAUUGAUAUGCUGACCGUAGGAUAGACAAGCUUCAGACGCGCAGAAGGCGUGGCAGAUUGUUGCAGCGCAUGAGCAGGAAAUUCGUCGCUUGAUGGAGGUAGCUAGUGACCUUGAGUACCGCUUGCGGCUUGUCGAACGCCAAGACCGAUCAAGCUGAUCACUGUGACAGUCCGCCAGUGUCGCCGAAGGAGUAGCGUACUCAUCUGUCUUCUGGAGGCUGCUGUAUAUUAUCAAUUCUGAAUGCGAUUGACGAGUCGACUGCGUUCAAUGUCCACUAUCGAUCGAAUUUCCGAUCACUCCUGCUUCUUAUCAGAUUGCUGCCACAAAUCUCUGUGCACGACCAGAUCUUGCUCCCAGCCGUUUACUUCAAUCAUCGCGGUCACUGGGUUGAUCCCGGUAGGGCGUGCGGUCAAUGAACUCUGCG
Molecule: messenger RNA, 776 nt
Organism: Pseudocercospora fijiensis CIRAD86
Lineage: Eukaryota; Fungi; Ascomycota; Dothideomycetes; Mycosphaerellales; Mycosphaerellaceae
Exons: 1
Coding region: 115-324 (69 amino acids)
Source: RefSeq, a predicted model, not a curated record